AGUCAGACCAAUUUACGACAUGACAGUCGAUAUCAUUUUAGCCCUCAGUUGACUCUCAAAGUUCUUACGAGGGAACCCCUAGGUGCUUGCCGAAGACGUUGCGUAUGUCUGUUGCAGAACGUUUAGUCAGCGCUAAGUCAGCAUUGACAGCGGUACUUACCGCUGUGACACAGGACUGACACAGGUCGUAGACGUGUCUCAAGGCAUCGAAUCCGAUUGGCCUGUUGACGUCAUCGCCCUUGGUCAUAGCUUGCUAUUUAUUAUCGUAGAACAAGGUGAUGUAGUACAACCAAUUCUCUAGAACUCUACGCACUUACCGUGUAUCACUAAACGCACAACUGACAUUUGGACAUGGCUCAACGUAUUGUAGCUGUUUUUGGCGCAACUGGUACUCAAGGCGCUUCUGUUGUCGACGCACUGCUUGCAGAUGGAACUUUCAAGCCUCGAGCAAUCACUAGAAGUAGCUCAUCUGAUGCAGCGCAAGAACUCAAGAAUCGGGGUGCGGAAGUUGUCCAAGCAGAUCUAUUGGACGUCGAAUCGAUCAAGAGAGCUGUUUCCGGCUGCGAAUGUGUCUUUGGUGUGACGGAUUACACCGCUCUUCGCGAAAAGGGUUAUAGGAUUGAAGAGCAGGUUGGAAAGUCUCUGGUUGAUGCUGCUAAGGAGGCUGGCGUUCGUUUCUUCGUUUGGAGCUCGUUGCCAAACGUUACGAAAAUUUCAGGUGGGAAGUAUCCUAACGUCUAUCACUUUGACAACAAAGCCGCCGUUGAAGAUUAUCUCAAAGCAUCUGGGCUUCCUAACGCUUCUGUCCAAACCGGAUACUUUGCAGAAAACCUCUGGAAAAUCCACGCGUUGCGCAAAGUCGCCUCAGGUUAUGAGCUCUCAUCCCCAAUUAAGACGGCAAGCUCCCACACCAAUAUUUCAUGGAUUGGACAUGAUCUCGGAGCCUCUGUGCUUGUUCUUUUCAAAAACUAUGAAUCUCGCCAAGCUGAAGUAUUGGGUCAAACGUUCUACGUUAUGUCAGAAACUAUGACGUAUCAAGAUUUCGCUCAAAAGCUGGAAAAUGCUUUUGGUGUACCGGUCAAAUUCGUAUCGGGUCCCAAGACAGGAAUAGUUGAAUUGAAUGAGAUGAUUCAGGCGGAUGAUGAAUUUGCGAUCUACGCUGGCGCUGAGAUUCCUGACUCUCGUCUCAUGAAACUUGGGGUUAAAUUCGGUUCGGUCCAGGAGUUUGCGGAGUCGGUGAAGAGCAAAUACGUUUAGAAGGAACAUGUGGAAUAUAUUAGUUCAUUCGGACAAGCUGUAAAUCAUAUAUAUGGGAAAUGAAAGUGCUGUUACUACU
Serpula lacrymans var. lacrymans S7.9 is the source of this 1336-nucleotide messenger RNA. RefSeq lists its product as uncharacterized. The record is from RefSeq and is a predicted model, not a curated record. NCBI's taxonomy places the organism in Eukaryota, Fungi, Basidiomycota, Agaricomycetes, Boletales, Serpulaceae. The transcript has 9 exons. Bases 352 to 1257 code for a protein of 301 amino acids.